AAUAGCCGGCUACCGUUUCCGAGGAUCUUAGCUGCAACCGAAAAGUAUUGUGUUGUUCCAAAAUAUAUAUAUAAAACGCAAAAAAUUAGUUAAAUCCUUGUGAUAUUUCUUUAAAUCGGGAAACAUAAAAACUGCUCGUUAUUUUCAUAGAAUUCGGUGGAGUUUGAGCUGUCAUUUACGCUUUGACAGCUAUGUGUUGAAAACUAAGAACAAGAAGACAAAAAGAUUCCCUCGGAAAUCCAAAAGAAAAUAGAGCACACGAAAGCUUGUUGUCGAGUUGUUUGCGAAAAGAAAACGAUCAGUGAUAGUGGUGUUUUGCUUGAUGACCGAGGUUCAAAAACGAAAGGCAAUAAAAGAGUCUGGCAAAAUGGGCCCAACAAAGAUCACUCAAGAAGACCAGCAGUUCAACAUAAACUUCGUGGGGGAAGUAAAAAAGCAUCCGUGUCUGUUUGAUAGCAACAGUGCCGAAUACAAGCAAGCCGCGGUCCAGGAAAGAGCUUGGCAAGCUGUCUCUGGGGCAGUGGAUGAAUCGGUGGACACCUGCAAGAAAAGGUGGCGAAAUUUGCGCUGUUGCAUGACACGCUACCUCAAAUCGGUCCGGGACAAUGGCGAUGUUCACUCGAAUCUACGGCGCAAACCGUACUAUCUUUACGCGCACAUGCAGUUUGUCUUGCCGUACUUGAAGAUGCGUGAUGAGGGAGCCAACUAUGAACCAGACGAAAGCACCUGGAUAAAACAGAAUUCGACAACUACUGAGGAUUUAAACCGGACAGAGGACGAGGAGUGUGAAGACGAGCCCCAGGAAAUGGAAACGCUGGAUGUGCAGGAGGAAGACCACCAGCAGCAGCAGCUCAAAGAGAGCAUAAUACAGUCCAUCAAAAUCCUUCCAAUGAGUCAAGAAGCGCAAUCACACGAGAACCAUGAACAACAUGAACCCCUCUCUGUUUCGGAGGCAGGAGAAACUACUACCACCUAUGAAAUAAUAACAGCGACCCCCACAAAACAGGCACGCCUCUCGAAUCCCAUCAAUACCAUUGACACGGCUGGCCCUUCCGUCUCCAGUCCAGUACAUACGCCUGACACCAAGAAGGACCUUUUGGGCCAACGGCAGUUCUUCGCAAUCACGGGAAACUCAACCCAUUCGAUGCCCUGUUUCUCUACCAGCACCUUGACACACCAGCAGCAAAUGCCCACCUUUGCCCAGCAGACUCAACUGCAACCGCAAACCGCGCAACACUUUGCGCUUAUUCCGAGUGCUCCGACGAUAGUGAGCGAUGCUGAUCACAACUUCUUUCAGAGUAUCGCUCCGGACAUUCAAUCGAUGACGCUCGAGCAAAAGCGCAAAUUCAGGAUUGGUAUUUUGCGACUUAUUGAUGAAGUACUCAGUUCGUAAUGCUCAUGACAUGGAAAAUGGCCAUCGUAAAGUGAAAGGAAACUAAAUCAGACCUUUGUUUCGGGUCAAUAGGCCAGCGAAGGAUAACAGUUUGGUUCUCAGUCGAAAAACAAUACACAUUUUUUAGCUGCACGAUAAAGCAUUAAUCUUUUGAUCGAAAACAUUUCAUUAAUUAGUAGAAAUAAGUUUUAACAAACAGGCAGAAUAGGAUGGUCUCGGUGUUUACACAAUUUAAAUUUUAUCUCUUAAAUCGCAAUAUUACCCAGUACACAAACUGAUGGAUUAGUUAUUUAAACAUAAAUUGUAAAUUUUGUUUGUCCAUUUUUAAGUACAAUAUAUUUGUUUGUACUGUGUGUCUAGAAAAACAUCAAUAUUCCUGACGAACCAUUUCUAUUCAAAAUGAACAUUCGUGUUUAGUUUUCACCCUGAUAGAAUACUUCUAAAUUGAAUUGUAAAUUUAAGUUCACCGCUUAAGUACUAUAUUAUAAAAUUAUUUUUCGUAUUCUCGUUCAAUAAACAUGUACAAAACCGUAUUUAAUGCAUCGGUGCACGAGAGUAUUGGUUUCGAAUGUUAAAUACUUCUCUUUUAAUGGAAUAUUUCCCUAGUGGCCUGCAUUAACUCAACUACUUUGCAUUGGAAUUAUGAUUGCUCUGAACGCCUGUGUUUGGAGAUUUUUCGUCAAGGCUCUUCACACGGGAUCAGGAUCAACGUUAGUUGCAUCAUUGGUUAGUGCUGUUACGAACUACAUUACCUCGGCGGUUCUAGGAUGGUUAAUUUUUAAAGAAAAUACCACGGUGUUCUGGUGGGCCGGAACUGCUUUGGUUCUGUCAGGACUGCUUUUAAUAAUCAGCGGAACAGAAGAACAAGAAAGUUCGAUGCCAUCGACGAAAUUAAAUGAGAAAACUGACUGAGAUCGUUUAGCGUGUGUUAUGUUUUAUUGCAAUCAAGCGAAAAAGUGUAGCGGACAGUUGUUAGCUUGUAGCCCAACGUUCAAAUUGUGUUACAACGUGGAACGAACGGCUGUUUUCAUUCGUUGUAUCGUAUUUAGCAUCGGUGCAAUAAUAACGUACACAGCAAUAACUCCAA
Anopheles coustani is the source of this 2480-nucleotide messenger RNA. RefSeq lists its product as uncharacterized. Gene Ontology annotation, cellular component: nucleus; transcription regulator complex. The coding region runs from base 323 to 1393 and encodes 356 amino acids. Gene Ontology annotation, molecular function: DNA binding. Lineage: Eukaryota; Metazoa; Arthropoda; Insecta; Diptera; Culicidae. The transcript is spliced from 2 exons. Gene Ontology annotation, biological process: regulation of transcription by RNA polymerase II. The record is from RefSeq and is a predicted model, not a curated record.